Messenger RNA from Bacidia gigantensis, 4152 nucleotides. RefSeq lists its product as uncharacterized. Gene Ontology annotation, biological process: rRNA catabolic process; nuclear-transcribed mRNA catabolic process. The coding region runs from base 1 to 4152 and encodes 1383 amino acids. The transcript has 3 exons. Gene Ontology annotation, cellular component: nucleus. Lineage: Eukaryota; Fungi; Ascomycota; Lecanoromycetes; Lecanorales; Ramalinaceae. Gene Ontology annotation, molecular function: 5'-3' RNA exonuclease activity; RNA binding. The record is from RefSeq and is a predicted model, not a curated record.
AUGACUGAGGAGAAAAUGUUCAUCAACAUUUUCAAUUACAUUGAGCAUUUGUACGGCAAGAUAAGGCCAAAGAAACUUUUUUUCAUGGCGAUCGACGGAGUGGCACCACGAGCAAAGAUGAAUCAACAACGAGCACGACGGUUCAGGACUGCACUGGACGCAGAAAGAGCAAGAGAGAAGGCAGUCCGUGAAGGUGUCGAGAUGCCUUCGGAAGACGCAUUUGACAGCAAUUGCAUUACCCCCGGGACUGAGUUCAUGGCAAAGCUGACCAAGCAAUUGAAAUAUUUUAUUAACAAAAAGAUCUCAGAAGAUGCGGAUUGGCAAGGUGUUGACAUUGUGCUGUCUGGCCACGAAGUACCAGGCGAAGGGGAGCACAAGAUCAUGGAAUACAUCAGACUAGCCAAAGCUCAGCCUGACUAUGACGCUAAUAUCCGUCACUGCCUGUACGGGCUCGAUGCCGACCUUAUCAUGCUUGGUCUGUUGAGCCAUGAUCCUCAUUUCUGUCUCCUUCGGGAAGAAGUCAGCUUUGGCAACCGGAACAAGGAAAAGAAAUCGAAAGAGUUGGAGCAUCAGAACUUCUAUCUUCUGCACCUUUGCAUCGUCCGAGAGUACUUGGAGUUGGAAUUCCAAGGGCUUAAAGCGCCUGGCAUAAUGAAAUGCACAUUUGACAUGGAACGCAUUAUUGAUGAUUUCAUACUUAUGGCGUUCUUCGUCGGAAACGACUUCCUGCCUAAUCUCCCUCACCUGCAUAUAAAUGAAGGCGCUCUAGCGCUCAUGUUCAAGAUCUACCAGACUGUACUGCCAAAAGCUGGUGGCUACAUUAAUGAACGUGGCGUUAUCAAUUUAGAGCGCCUGGGCAUUCUCCUAGAUGAACUUUCCCGCGUUGAAUAUCGCUUUUUCGAGGCGGAAAAUGCGGACGCUAGCUGGUUCAAAGGAAAGCAGAUUGGCAAGGCCGAUGUGAUGGAAAAAGAAGUUAAGAACAAGAGUGGACCUCUUACUUUCUCCACGGCUCAAAGGGACAUUUACAGGAAGGUAAAGCAGUAUAUCAAAUCCCAUUCUCAUGACCCAUCCGCUGCCAGGGAUUCGCUAGAUCUCUCUCCAAAUAUGAAUGCAGCAGAUCGCAAAUUUACUCAAGAUCUUGUUGGCGCUCUGCAUCUUGAAUGGAAAACCGAGAUAAAUGAAGACGGUGAUCGGCGCCUGAAGCUUUGGUUUCCAGCGAGACUCGAAGGCGAUGACGAGGAAGAAGGAGAGGAUGAAGAAGCAUCCAUCGCUUUGAGGAGAGUUCUGAAGCACUACGACAAUGCGACAAUAACUGAUGUAUCAGCCCAAGACACCAAAUUUCAGUUGGAAAAGAAGUACGAGGAGAAAUUUUCGAAGUGGAAGGAUGUCUAUUACAAAAGCAAGUUUGAGUGGGGUCUCGACAACGAGGAAGAAAUGCGCAAGUUGACGGAGAACUACGUACAGGGUCUGCAAUGGGUGCUGUACUAUUACUACCGCGGUGUCGCAUCUUGGCCCUGGUUUUAUGGUUAUCAUUACUCGCCUAUGAUCUCCGACGUAAAGCAAGGCCUCAGAGCUGAUAUGAAUUUUGAACUUGGCCAGCCAUUUCGACCCUUUCAACAACUGAUGGGUGUUCUGCCAGAUCGGAGCAAAAAGAUUGUCCCAACGCCUUACCAUGAACUGAUGACAAGCUCCGAUUCCCCUAUUUACGAUUUCUAUCCACGUGACUUUGAGCUCGACAUGAACGGCAAGAAAAUGGAUUGGGAAGCGGUUGUGAAAAUCCCUUUCAUUGAUGAAACCCGCUUGCUUCGCGCAAUGAGCAGCAAACAUCAUAUGCUGUCCGAGGACGAGAAUGAGCGAAAUGAUUUUGGGGUCUCUCUUAAGUUUACAUACGGGCCUGACGUAGAGUAUGUGUAUGGCUCUUCUUUGGUCGGCAUUUUUCCAGACAUCCCGCGCUCGCAUUGUGUCGAGAACAUCUUCGAUUUGCCGACCAUGGAAGGGCUUGAUUAUCAUGUUGGCCUAAUGCGAGGAGUCAUGCUUGGCGAGUCUGCGCUUUAUGGGUUCCCAAGUCUGAAUUCUCUCCCUUUCUUUGGGAGUUUGGAUUUCCACGGCGUGAGUGUCUUCCAACAGGACAGCCGCAAUGAGAGUAUGAUAAUCACCCUACUGGAAACAGAGGCCCGCACAACAAUCACAUGUGCCAAGAGGCUCCUAGGUCGAAAAGUGCAUGUCGGCUACCCGUAUCUGUCCGAAGCUAAGGUCAUGAGUGUAUCUGACGAAAUGUUUAACUAUAGCCUGCCACCAAACGGACAAGGUCCACCAAUCGCUGCUCCACAUGGUCCGCAGGAGCUUCAAAUGUGGCAUAAGAAGGCCACAAGGAUUGAAAACACCUAUAGCAAGAGAUUGGGCACAAUCAUUGGCGACGUGCAAUCACUGGUGCACGUCGAUACUCUGAAAGGUUUGAAAAAGACCGACGACGGAGCCACUAUCAAGGAAUAUGCACAAAUCCCAGGAAUUGAGACGGACUACGCUGCCCAAGCUGUUGUUGAAAAUGUCCCUCAUGAAGACCAACGUUUCAUCGAAAAGGCUGCAUUGCCUGUAGAAGAAGAGUUUCCGAUCGGCUCUAGGGCUUUCUUCUUGGGUGAUUACAAUUAUGGGCGACCGUUAGAGGUUGUAGGUCAUACUGGUGACAAGAUUGAUAUAUGGGUAUCGACUGCGGCCGCUAAAGUACCAGAAUUUGGUCGCAAAGUCGCAGCAGAUGCCGAUAAUCACUCGCCAUACACGCCAUCAUAUGCAGUCGCAAGAGUUCUUGGCCUAAAUCCUUUAGUGCUAAGUAAGAUCACUUCAUCCUUCUCCGUGGUGGUCGAAAAGGACCGGGUGAACCUCGGUCUGAAUUUGAAAUUUGAGGCAAAGAAAUUGAAGGUGCUGGGCUACUCGCGGCGGAACACAUCAGGCUGGGAGUUCAGUGAGAAAGCAAUCGAACUCGUGAGACUCUACAUGAUGAAGUUUCCCGAAUUCAUUGCCGGUAUUCAGCGAAAGCCCCAAGGCGACUUGUUCGAACCCACCGACUUUUAUCCAGCUUCAGAAGCCUAUUUAAAGAUUAAACAAAUCCAAACCUGGUUGAAAGAGAUCUCAUCCAAAAAUUUCGAAAAAGUGCCAUUGGAUGCCGAGCAACUUGAUUCGGUUGUAGUCCACAGGCUUGAGGAAGAAGCUGACAAAGCCUUCCAAUUGGAUCCACCGGGCAAAGGCGUAAACAAGAAGAUCAAAGGAGCACCUCGCAACGCUCUCAUGAGGCCUUCUGACGCAGAACAGCGGCUCAAUCACCAAAGGUUCUCGCUGGGAGAUCGUGUUGUGUACGUGCAGGACUCCGGUCGAGUGCCGAUUGCAACAAGGGGAACCGUGAUUGGUAAAACACGCACAACACGGACAACACUCUUGGAUGUAGUUUUUGACGUCACGUUCAUGAGUGGAACUUCACUUGAUGAUCGAUGCUCCCCUUUCCGUGGAUCUACGGUUCCGUUGCACACUGUCUUAAAUCUCACUGACCGCCAACUGACUGCCGGAUCUAAAGCAGAGGACAGCCAUCGGCGUCAACCCCAGAGUCAGCCUCUGAGUACUUCUGGAUUUCCUGCUCCGGCGGGGAUGCACGGUCAAGGUCAAUUGAAGCCUGCGGCCGCCCCUCUACCCCUCCGCGGUUCGUUCCGAAGGGCGGUGGCUGGUACCAGAGGCAUGUCUCAGGCUGGAGUGAGAGGCGACUUUGGUCACGCAAACAGUCAAUCUGCACAUCAUAGCCUUCCCAUUCGAAGCGGGCUUCAGGGGACAGACGUACAAGGCCAAAGUACAUCACAGACCGAGGGAGUACUGCCGCGGGGAAGAGGAGCGCAGCAGUUGAACGUGAUGUCUUCACGAGGUCGCGGAAACUCGGCCCUGACACGAGGAGGAUACCACCGAAUUGAUGACGGUUUAUUGGAUUGGAGGCCGCAGAACAACCCGAGCUUCAGGCCCAAAUCAUACUCGAAUGUUCCACCCCCCGCAAUGCUCGAAUCUCGUGGCAGAGGAAACCGUGGUGGUAGAGGAAGUCCCUCGCGUGGGAUUGCACCAAGAGGGAGCAGUGGACCACAGAGCAGAGCGAUCGCUGUCGUCGUUCAACAACAGUGA